AUGCCCUUGAAAAUCGAGCAGGUACACCUCAAUGAUGAAUCUCGUGGAAAAAAGGUUUCCAACGAGCCCAAGAAAGUACCUAGUGCUGAAGAAAUAUGUGAUGAUGUAGUACUUUUAUGGCGCCAAGAGCCGGCCUUUGAAGAUGUAGAUAUGGGUGUUUUGUUGGAAAAACUACAAUCAAGAAAUCCUACCUGGAAGUUGUCAUCCUCAGAACUGGGCAAGACCCUUCUGGACCAUAAUCUCUCGUUUUCGGACGAAUCGCAAUUGUUCACUUAUGCUGAUCAAGUGGGAAGCUUGAACCAUCCGCUCUUAAACGACAAACAAGCUGAAAAGAUCGUACUACGAGAGACUAGAUCUCACAAUGGCCUACAAAACUGGUCUGUGUUUGCCCAAAAAGACCUUCGACAGGAUGAAGUGAUCUUUUAUGAGCACGAGCCUUUGACACCUAUUCUACCUCUUGACAAAACGUCCUUAGCCGAACGGGGCCGUUCAUGCGCUACUUGUGGACACUCUUUAACUCAAAGUUCGCAGUUCACAGUGAAAAACAUGCUGGAUUGCCAGCAAUGCUCUGCAAUCUGGUGUUCCAAGCAUUGCAAACGUCUAGAUGGUGCAACACACAGCUUUCUAAAGCACCCGGUUUCUAAAAACAAAAAAGUGAACGCUGCAGGGUGGUUGGCUUUUGAGGAAGUAUGCAGGGAAAACGCUAUGCAUUCUGCAUACUCUGCAGGCAUGAUCUACGCCCGCAUUUUACUCGAUAAACAAGAAGGUAACCAUAUUCGAAAGCAAUUCGAUUCCUUAGCACAGGUGAGUCAAGGCCUACGAGAAAAGGCUGUUGACUCCACGAAUGUGGGAGGAACAUUUGAUAAAUCAACAGGUGCAAUUUCCCCAGAUAAACAAUGGCUAUGGUCUCAAAGCUUCGAUUCAUUCUGCAAAGCCUUUCCAAGUUGUACAGAAGAAAAUUUGGACUUUGAUACCUAUCUAACCUACGUUGGAAGGUUCAACAUAAAUCAACUCGAGGGCCAAUUAUUCACACUUUACUCUCAGUUAAACCAUAACUGCGAGCCAAACGUCAGAUACGAGUUAGACACCAAGAAUGGUUUGAAAGUGUUUGCCAGAAAGAACAUUAAGAAAGGCGAAGAGCUUUACACGACUUAUGUGAAUCCACUUCAUGGCGUUACUUUGAGACGUAGGGAACUUCUAGUAAACUGGGGGUUCUUAUGUAGUUGCCCGCGCUGCCAAAAGGAUCUCAGCGCUCGACGAAAAACAAAGCAGGAUGUGUCAAUCUCUAUGCUGGAAACGCCAAUUUCACCCGUGCACGCAUCCAGACGCAAAUCAUCGAUGAAGAGCUCAAAACCAGAUCUAUCAGAAUUAUUGAAAAAUGGGCAAGAAUUCGAUUUAGAGAUCCCCAUAGAAAUUGGCUUCGACCGGAGAAGGAAGUCUGUGAGGUUUGAUGACAAAGUAAUGGCUGCAGUUGAAGAAUGA
This is a messenger RNA of Lachancea sp. 'fantastica', 1482 nucleotides long. Lineage: Eukaryota; Fungi; Ascomycota; Saccharomycetes; Saccharomycetales; Saccharomycetaceae. The record is from the annotation of a GenBank genome assembly.